UCAGGAGCUGUUAUGUCUAAGUCUAAGAUGCAGCAUUUUAUGCAAAGAUUCUUCCACAUGCUCUCCUACGAGGUGGCCAUACUUCACUCAGAUAGUGUAAUAUUGUUUUGACUUGGAAUUGCGAGACCUAAGAGAGUUAAUAUUCUCUGUAGCUGUGAAAGAUGAUCUGGUGCCUCUGUUUCCAGUAUCCUGUAAUGUGAGAGUGCUGCAGAUAUGGCAUCUGAGUUCUGCCUUAGUCUGACCAAAUACUUCCUGUUCGUCUUCAACCUGGUCUUUUUUCUUUUAGGCUCAGCCCUGCUGUCUCUGGGAUUAUGGAUCAUGUUUUCUGAGACAGGUAUUCCCAUCCCUGGUCUGGACUUCAUUCCCCUGUCUCUGCUGUCCUAUCUUCUGAUCAUCAGUGGAGCUGUCACUAUAUUACUGGGCUUCUUUGGUUGCCUUGGUGCUCUGAAGGAGGUCAAAUGCAUGCUGGCCAUUUAUUUCAUCCUGCUCACUGUGCUUCUUGCGGCUCAAACUGUGGGAGGAGUUCUGCUCAUUACUCAGAAGAGCACAUUUCAGAAUUCUUUAGAUGACCACAUGACCAACAUUAUUAAGGAGUUUGGGAAGAAUGACUCAAGUCUGGAAGAUAUAAAGCACACUCUAGAGAUCCUUCAGCAUGAGGCUCAGUGCUGUGGCUGGACUGGGUCAGAAGACUGGAAUCCUGUCCCCUGUUCCUGUUUCUAUCUUGUCAAUGUCACAGCUAAUGCUACCAAUCAUAACUUUCUCUCUAAGACCUGCCCCUGUGAUUCCUCAUCAAAUCUCACAUGUCGAAAGCAUGAACAGGCGUGCAAAGGCGUUGUUGAUCAGUGGCUGAACACACACAUUCUGACCAUUCUCAUAGUGGUGUUUGCGCUAGCUCUGGUGGAGUGUCUCCAGUGGGUGUGUCUGGUCAUAUUCUGUUGCCUUAGUUGCUCCUGUCGAUGUUGUCCUGUAAGAAAGAGCCGUGGCAGCCAUGUUCAGCUCUCCAGGUCUCUGUGUGAAUUUGAUGUGCAGUGGUGCUGUGUUGUGUGGCGCACAAUGCUUAACUCUAAACCAAAUUGUAGCAUAAAUUAUGAAAAGAUAACAUUGCUGAAUACAGGAAAUCUCUAAUCCUAAAAUAUCCUAAAAUGACUUCAUGCAUAUUCGUUAAAAGCAUAUUCUUUAGUAAAGACAUGCGUUUUUUUAAUUGUACACUGAUAUGACACAAAAAUGUGAAUGUGAUUUCUGCCAGAGUUGCUUUUCUGUUCACCUGGUCAAUUCUAGCCAGAUGCCACCAGUCACGAUCAUUAUCACACACUGCACCAAGCACUGUGGAUGAUAAUGCCUUCUAUAAUGUAUUCCCGGCACACACGUGACACUGUGGAUCGAGAAACACUAAUAAAUGCCUGCACACCUGGAAAAAGAAUGUUUCAGCCAUGGCAACAUUUUAAGGACGUCCAGGAAACUUGAAUGAUUAAACAUUCUAAAAAAAACAAACGCCAUAAUGUUGAGAACAUUCGCUCUUAAGCUUGGGUGGUUUUAACAGUAGAAGUUCUUUAUAAAAAUACAGCUUUUUUAUUACAUACAUUUGGGUGCCUUUACUAAACACUCAUUAUAUCUCUCAC
This is a messenger RNA of Astyanax mexicanus (Mexican tetra), 1619 nucleotides long. It is a transcript of the gene cd37, whose product is annotated as CD37 molecule. Lineage: Eukaryota; Metazoa; Chordata; Actinopteri; Characiformes; Acestrorhamphidae. Bases 214 to 1125 code for a protein of 303 amino acids. Gene Ontology annotation, cellular component: membrane. The transcript has 10 exons. The record is from RefSeq and is a predicted model, not a curated record.